Messenger RNA from Lactuca saligna, 1578 nucleotides. NCBI's taxonomy places the organism in Eukaryota, Viridiplantae, Streptophyta, Magnoliopsida, Asterales, Asteraceae. The record is from the annotation of a GenBank genome assembly.
CCAUUGUUGAACCAACGGCCACUUUAAUCUAGCUUCCGAUUCCAACCUCUCUCUCCCCCUCUCUCUCUCUCUCUCUCUCCACCGUCUCGAAAACUACAACUUAUGGCAGCUCCGGUGGCCGAAGAAGACAGCUUCGCCGUAGGAUAUUCCAAUCCUCCUCUUGCAAAAAACUACUUGGGAAGCCCCAAUUCUGCAGAAGACUACAGUAUUUUCGCUCAGUUGACGAAAACCUCAAAUACUGGUCAUAAUGAUCCAUAUACUCCUUCAUCGUCUAAACGGAGAAAGUCGAAGCCGAUCAGAUUUGAGGACCCUCCGACUGAGGUAGAGACGGAACGUCUGCCUCCGAAGAUCAAGAUCGUAGUAAACAAUACUCCAAUCCCAUCUUCGAGUUUGAAGAAAAGAAAGUCUCCUACUAAAGGCUCCAAAUCUCCAACUCCAUCAACACCUGCAAUGAUUCUUGCAGAGGAGUUUCAAUCAAGCCUUGGAACCGAGUUUCCCAGCUGUAUAAAGCUGAUGAUUAGAACAAAUGUCACCUAUGGUUUUUGGAUGGGGCUUCCAUUACCAUUCUGCAGAUCAUUUCUACCAAAACAAGACUGUAUAAUGAUACUUGAAGAUGAAAUUGGGGAAAAAUGGGAAGUCAAAUAUAUCGCAAACAAAAAUGGGCUUAGUGCAGGGUGGAAAAUUUUUGUGGUUGCACAUGACUUGAUUGAAGGAGAUGUUUUGGUGUUUCGUUUAAUCGAAAGUUAUAAAUUGAAGAUUUACAUUAUAAAAGCAAGUGAACCCAAUGAAGUUGAUGGUGCUAUUGGUCCUUUGAAUUUGGAGCCCCAAGAAAAUGAAACCGAAUUCCCCCCAGAUACUCCCCCACCUAAAACAAAGAAACACAAACACGUGGAGGUCCUCGACCCACUUCCUAUAAACAUGGUCAUAAAGAAGGACAAAAAGUCAACCCUAGUCAAACCGAUCGAAGUUCUAGAACAUUCCGGAACCAACAGCGAAGAAAUCGGAUCAGAAGUUCUAGAACCUUUCACAUCAAUCGAAGACCUAAAAUCCUUCGACCACUUCCGAAUAAAAGUCAACGGUCAAUGCAUUGACUCGGAGCUUCCGGAAGAAGUCAAACUCGGUUACUACAAACUCUGCAUUCACAAAAAACAAAUCCUUCACGAUUGCAUUCGCGAGAAUAUUUACGAUAAACUUGUGGUGGGAAUGAUUGGGGAGACUGUAACAAUUGCAAAAGAGAUCAAGAACUGCAAGCUCACGAUAAGUAAGGAGGAGCUCGAAGCGUGGGAUAAUUCCUUGAAGUCUUUUGAGAUUUUGGGGAUGAAAGUUGGGUUUUUGAGGGAGAAAAUACGGACGCUUGUGGGGCUUGUUUUUGAGUCGGAAUUUGGGGUGGAUGUGAAAAGAUAUGUGGAGGCGAAAAAAGAAGAGAAGGGAAUUCAAGAUGAGAUAAUGAAAGUUAAAGGGAAGCUUUUGGAGUUGAAGAUUAAGGCGAGGAAAUUUGAAGGGGAGUUGGGGGAGUUAAAAGAUAAGGCGGAGAAGUAUAUGAUGGAGUUUCGGGAUGAGGUUGAUGUGCCGUGGUAG